ACAAGAGCAGCCCCCCUCUCAGUGGGGAUCGAAGCUUUCAUUGCAUCAUACCCGGACAAUUGUUUGGUCUACAAACAAGGAAUCCAACAGAGAGAUUUAAAUAAUUGAAAGAAAAAAAGAGGAAGAAAAAAUGGUAUUCCCACCGCCUCCAACUGGCUCCAUCGACUGGAGCAACAUUGGCUUCCGAGUCCGCGAAGUUAAUGGGCACAUCCAAAGUACCUACUCCAUCCACACCAAGCAAUGGACCACACCAACCUUCAUCCGCUCCCCCAUCCUCCCAAUCCACGGCAUGGCCCCAGCCCUAAACUACGGCCAGCAAUGCUACGAAGGGCUGAAAGCCUUCCGUUCCGCCUCUUCCGACUCAAUCCACAUCUUCCGCCCGCUCUCCAACGCCAUGCGCCUCGAGCACUCCGCCGCCUUUGUCAGCAUGCCCGCCCCGCCGACGGAGCUCUUCCUGAGAGCGGUGGAAAUGGCCGUCUCCAUGAACGCGGAGUUCGUGCCGCCCGCAGAGUCCGGUGCGAGCAUGUACAUCCGGCCAUUGCUCUUCGGCUCGAGCGCGCAGUUGGGGCUGAGCCCACCGGAGGAGUACAUGUUUGUUGUGUUUGUGCUCCCCGUAGGAGUCUAUCACGGCGUUAAACCUGUGGACUGCUUGAUCCUGGAGAACUUUGACCGCGCGGCGCCGAAGGGUACCGGGUCCGCUAAGAUUGGCGGGAACUACGCUCCCGUUCUCAGGCACUCAGAUGCAGCGCGGGAAGAAGGUUUCGGGAUAACGCUGCACACAGACUCCCAGACGAGGACCUACAUCGACGAGUUCUCCACCUCCGGCUUCAUCGGCGUUCUCCCAGACAAGACGCUCGUCAUCCCCCAGAGCGACAGCAUCAUUAAAAGCGUCACCAGCGACAGCGUGCAGACGAUCGCAAAAGACCUAUUCGGCUGGGACGUGCAAACACGCAAGGUCAAGGAAGCGGAGCUAGAGGACUUUGUCGAGGUCUUCGCUGCGGGCACGGCCGCAGCGCUUGUCCCCAUCAAGAGCAUCACGAAGAAGAGCACAACCUGGAAGAAGGUAUACGGCGGCGAAGAGCCGGGCGAGGCUUUCGUUGCGCUGUUGGACGGACUCAAGGGCAUACAAAGUGGCAGGGACAGAGAUCCGUUCGGGUGGAGAGUCCCCGUCCGGGAAUUCAAACUCGACGAGGCCACCGGUCAGGGGGUUCAGGCUAUUGAUCAGAUGCCUUAGUUUUUUUCUUCACUUUUUCCCUCCCUUAUUUACCUACUUCGCUUGAAAUAUAUCAUACCACCACACACAUACACACACAUAUAUAUAUGCACAAAGAGGGACCUACUGCGUGAUAAAGUUGACACAUGCAUGCGUGCAUGAAAAUCAACAUCAGCGAUCAUUAAAUA
This is a messenger RNA of Tuber melanosporum (Perigord truffle), 1401 nucleotides long. RefSeq lists its product as uncharacterized. Bases 131 to 1234 code for a protein of 367 amino acids. Lineage: Eukaryota; Fungi; Ascomycota; Pezizomycetes; Pezizales; Tuberaceae. The transcript has 2 exons. The record is from RefSeq and is a predicted model, not a curated record. Gene Ontology annotation, molecular function: branched-chain-amino-acid:2-oxoglutarate transaminase activity. Gene Ontology annotation, biological process: branched-chain amino acid metabolic process.